Heterobasidion irregulare TC 32-1 is the source of this 657-nucleotide messenger RNA. RefSeq lists its product as uncharacterized. Gene Ontology annotation, cellular component: mitochondrion. Gene Ontology annotation, biological process: glycine biosynthetic process; dihydrofolate metabolic process; folic acid metabolic process. Gene Ontology annotation, molecular function: NADP binding; dihydrofolate reductase activity. The record is from RefSeq and is a predicted model, not a curated record. The transcript is spliced from 2 exons. Bases 1 to 657 code for a protein of 218 amino acids. NCBI's taxonomy places the organism in Eukaryota, Fungi, Basidiomycota, Agaricomycetes, Russulales, Bondarzewiaceae.
AUGUCGCGCCUCACGCUGAUCGUCGCCGCCACCGCCUCGAACGGGAUCGGGAAGGACGCAGGCCUGCCGUGGCGCCUCCCGAAAGAGAUGGCGUACUUCGCACGCGCGACGGCGGGCGCGCCCGCGGGGCUCGCGAACGUCGUUAUCAUGGGCCGUAACACGUGGGAGAGCAUCCCGCCGCGGUUCCGCCCCCUGCGCGGCCGCGCGAACGCCGUCGUGUCGCGCAACGCGGGCUACGAUCUGUCCGCGGGUGCGUCUGUUGUCGAUGCUGACACCUCGGCGUCUCUGCACGCCGACCUGCGAUCCGCGCUGGACAGCCUGGAGGGCGACGGCGGCGCGUCGCGCGCGCGGAUCCACCGGCGGUUCGUCAUCGGCGGAGCGAGCCUCUAUGCGGAGGCGCUCGCGCUGCCGCCGCUGGCCGCGCGCGCGUUUGUCGAUCGCGUGCUGCUCACGCGCAUCCUCUCGCCUGCCUUUGACUGCGACGUGUUUAUGCCCGAUUUCCUUGAGAGCGGGAGCGGCGGCGCCGGUGGGCGGUGGGAACGAGCGUCCGACGAGGAGCUGAGUGCGUGGGUGGGGUUCGAUGUGCCCAUGGGCGUCCAGGAAGAGAGGGGGGUGCGGUAUGAGUUUCAAAUGUGGACUCGUCAAGCACAGAUAUGA